GUCGACUACACUUGCCGUCGUCUGCAUCUCCCGCGUCUGCCAUUCUUCCUUCACGAGACUACACCCCUCCCACAUGACCCGUCUGCGGCGCGUCAGCUAACACACAAAGAGCCGCGGAGCUGGCGCAGAACAACCUCGGCCAACAUGGCUGCUCGAAGCAGGCCGCGCGGGCAGCUCAAGGAGGAGUUCGACGAGGAGAGGGUGAUCUGGAACUCGAUCAAGUCUGACGGACGACGAGUUGACCAGCUCAUGAAAGAAUCAGAUAUUCUCCAGGAAAAGAUACUCGCGCUCCAGGCAGAGCAGGCCGCUCGUACAGACCGGGGCGAGGAACGCUCAGCUCGCAUUGAUGAUGAAAUGGAAGACCUUCUUCGCGACAACAUUCGCAAAGUAGAAGAAGUACAGGCUCUUCUGCAGCCUAUCGAAGGUGGUAACGAUGUGCACACGCAAAUGACUCUGCUCGCCGCUCUCCGCAACUCGGAAGAAGCCCAGCCAUCCGCUUCGCGAUCUGCUAGCGUUGGACACGGGAAGUCUGGGCGCGACCGCCAGGGCAAGCGAAAGCUGACCGAUAGCAUCGACGACCGCGACAGUCUGACGGCGGACAGCCCCGGAGGCCCGAGUCCCAAAGUGAUCAUUAGCAGCCAAAAAGACCGGCUGGUUGCCAAGUCUGGCAGUAGCAGAGCUGGGUCAGUCCCUGUCGCGAGAGAAGGCAGCGUGAAGAUGGAGGACGACAAGGAUGAUUCGGGUAAGGAAGCCCGCCCCCGCCUCACCCCCCAAACCGAAGUGCUCUACCGCAACAAUGCCAAGAACCGAUCGUCGGCAUCCUCCAUGUCUUUUGAAGGAGAGGGUAUCCUAUGCCGCGUGACUUCCGUCAUUGGCGAAGGCAAGCAACGUCGAUACGAAAUCAUAGAUGCCGACCCGGACCCCCCGACGCCAUCCGCACCAUACCGUGCUUCGGUCAACCAUUUGAUUCCAAUUCCGCCCCAAUCCUCGAAUGGGACGCUGCCUGAUCUUCCCAAGGGCAAGCAUGUCCUCGCCCUGUACCCAGGCACCACCACCUUUUACAAAGCUGAAGUUGUCGCUACAUGGAGACAAGCCGAUGGAAGAGUAAAGAAGGAAGACGGUGGGAAGGAGGGAGACACAGUUGAGAACCUGGUGAGGUUGAGGUUUGAAGGGGAAGAUGAAGCUGAUCGUGAGAUGAGUGUGGAAAGGCGCUACGUGCUGCCGGAUCGAUGAGCAUCUCGGUCACAGCACCGUGCCUAGGGCAGGCUUGUAUAUGUGGUACAUUGUAAUUGGAUAAUCAACGAAUGUUGGAUGGGUCCAUAUAGAAUGAGAUUGCACGAGCUGGGUGGUGGUUGUAAUUGUUGCUAGAUACCAAUACUCA
This is a messenger RNA of Exserohilum turcica Et28A, 1381 nucleotides long. RefSeq lists its product as uncharacterized. NCBI's taxonomy places the organism in Eukaryota, Fungi, Ascomycota, Dothideomycetes, Pleosporales, Pleosporaceae. The transcript is spliced from 4 exons. The record is from RefSeq and is a predicted model, not a curated record. Bases 145 to 1233 code for a protein of 362 amino acids. Gene Ontology annotation, cellular component: SAGA complex.